GAGAUUGGAUUUGAGGCCAUGAAAAAUCUGAAAUACAUGGAAUGUCUCGACUUCAAUUCUUUCGACCUUCUCACUGAAGAAAUCAUCUUCGCGAUUCUUGACUUUCUUGACGAGAAUCCUCUUGACAAGAAAUCAUUUUCUUUGGUAUGUAAAUCUUUUUAUGUCUCUGAAGCUCGACACCGGAAGACCUUGAAACCCCUUCGUUCUGAGUUGCUCACCACAAUCCUUGACCGCUAUCCUUCUGUUUCUCAUCUUGAUCUCACGCUUUGUCCUCGGAUCACAGACAAUUCUCUCAUCGUUAUCUCUUCCGUUUGUAAAUCUACGUUGCGUUCCAUUGACCUAUCUAGAUCUAAGUGUUUCUCCCACGUUGGCUUGUCUAAUUUGGUUCUUAACUGCUCGUCUUUGGUCGAACUUGAUCUGUCUAAUGGUACUGAGCUCACGGAUUCUGCUGCAGCGGCUAUAGCGGAAGCAAGGAAUUUGGAGAAGUUAUGGCUGGUUAGGUGUAAAUUAAUUUCCGAUUUGGGGAUUGGAUGUAUUGCGGUUGGGUGCAAGAAGCUGAGACUGAUCAGCUUGAAGUGGUGCUUAGGUGUUACUCAUUUGGGUGUGGGUUUGCUUGCAAUCAAAUGCAAGGACAUCCGUAGUUUAGAUCUCUCUUACGUUCCGAUUACUAAGAAAUGUCUUCCAUCUAUCUUGCAACUACAACAUCUUGAAGAGCUGGUUCUUACAGGAUGCCUUGGUAUUGAUGAUGGAGACCUUGCAACCCUCAAACGAGGGUGUGCAUCACUUCAGACACUCAAUAUGUCAUGUUGUCAAAAUGUGACACAUGAAGGUUUAUUUUUCCUGACAAAUGGAGCUGGAAGUCUACGCCAACUUAUUUUAGCAUAUGGUUCUCCUGUUACACUUGCGCUGGCUGGAACCUUGCAAAAGUUCUCAAAACUGCAGUCUAUCAAAUUAGAUGGUUGCCUUGUCUCUACUGAUGGGCUAAAUGCCAUUGGAGAUUCUUGUGUCUCACUUAGUGAAUUGAGCUUAAGUAAGUGCUCAGGAGUGACAGAUGAAGGUCUAUCUUCCAUUGUGACAAAACACAAAGAGUUAAGGAAGCUGGACAUAACAUGCUGCCGCAAGAUAACUCAUGCCUCCAUUGCCAGCAUCAAAACUUCAUGCACCUCUCUCACUUCCCUCAGGAUGGAAUCUUGUAGCCUCGUUUCAAAGGAAGCCUUCGUCUCGAUUGGAGAGCAUUGCCCUUUCUUGGAAGAACUAGAUGUGACAGAUAACAGCAUCGAUGAUGAAGGUCUAAAGUCCAUAUCAAGGUGCUCCAAUCUCUCUAGUUUAAAAAUAGGGAUUUGCUUGAGCAUAACAGAUGAGGGACUUACUCAUGUUGGCAUGUGUUGUCCAAAACUUAAAGAGCUCGAUGUGUACAGGGCCAUGGGAAUAACUGAUUUAGGCAUUGCAGCAAUUGCUUCUGGUUGCUCUAGGCUGGAGAUGAUUAACAUAGCAUAUUGUAAAGAUAUAACUGAUCACUCUUUAAGAUCAUUGUCAAAAUGCUCAAGGUUAAAUACGCUUGAAAUUCGAGGAUGCCUUCAUAUUUCAUCAUCGGGUCUCUCAGCCAUUGCUGUGGGCUGUAAGCAACUGACCAAGCUAGACAUAAAGAAGUGCUACAACAUUGAUGAUUCUGGAAUGCUUCCUCUCGCUCACUUCUCCCAAAAUCUCAGAGUGAUAAACUUGUCAUAUUGCUCUGUAACUGAUGUGGGCCUGUUAGCAUUAGCCAGCAUAAGCUGUCUGCAGAGCACGACCAUCUUGCACCUGAAGGGUUUGACUGCAAAUGGCUUGGCAGCAGCACUGUUAGCAUGUGGUGGGCUAACAAAAGUAAAGCUUCACUCAUCCUUCAGACCCUUGCUCCCCCAACCUCUUGUUGAACACAUUGAAGCUCGUGGCUGUGUUUUCCAAUGGAGGGACAAACCCUUCCAGUGUGAAGAAGAUGCGAGGAGUUGGAAACUGCAGGUAGAUGUGGUAUGAGUUUUGACUGAGUAGUGUAGGAAGGAUCGGAGAUUCCUAAGUUGGAGUUGGUCCCAUGCUGUAUAUAUAUUAUGGG
Telopea speciosissima is the source of this 2089-nucleotide messenger RNA. Its product is annotated as F-box/LRR-repeat protein 3. The record is from RefSeq and is a predicted model, not a curated record. NCBI's taxonomy places the organism in Eukaryota, Viridiplantae, Streptophyta, Magnoliopsida, Proteales, Proteaceae. Gene Ontology annotation, biological process: SCF-dependent proteasomal ubiquitin-dependent protein catabolic process. The coding region runs from base 19 to 2013 and encodes 664 amino acids. Gene Ontology annotation, cellular component: SCF ubiquitin ligase complex. Gene Ontology annotation, molecular function: protein binding. The transcript has 8 exons.